UCAAGUACACAGAGGCCCCGACAAGCCCACUAAGUAGUGAAUGUCUAUAGCAUUGCCAGGGCCCACAGAUUGAAUGUAUGUAAGUGCUAGUGUAUGGCUAUGUAUGUCGGUUUCCCUGUGUGGGUUUGUAUUUAAAUGUCAGUAUGUAAGUACGCAGGUAAGUGCCUUUGUGUGGGUAUAUAGGUAGGUGCCAGUCUUUGAGUGUGUUUGUGGGUGCCAGUCUGUAGGUGCCAGUAUGUGGGUAUGUAAGUGUCAGUUUGCAGGAAUGUUGGUAGGUGCAAGUGUGUGGGUAUGUAGAUCUGUGCCAGUGUGUGGGUAUGUAGGUAUGUGCCAGUGUGUUGGUAUAUAGGUAGGUGCCAGUCUGUGAAUGUGUCUGUAUGUGCCAGUAUGUGAGUAUAUAGGUAGGUGCCAGUCUGUGAAUGUGUCUGUAGGUGCCAGUAUGUGGGUAUGUAAGUGCCAGUGUGCAGGAAUGUUGGUAGGUGCAAGUGUGUGGAUAUAUAGGUCUGUGCCAGUCUGUGGGUAUGUAGGUGUAUGUAUCUAGGUAGGUGCCACUGUGUGGAUAUGUAGGAAGGUGCCACUCUGUAGGUAUAUACGCAAAGGCCAGCCCUUGGGUAUGUAUUAAUAUGAUGCUGCACUUGGCUACAUGUAUCGAGUCUUUAACGAGACUCGCCAGCAUCAGCAUCUGACUCCCUGGAGCUGGCGCAAAGGAUUUUGGUUGAUGUAGUUCAGAUGUCCUUUUUCCCUAUGGAAAAUGUUCGUUUCAAAGACUUCAUCUCCCAUAGGGCAACGCGCAGACGGAAUGCGGCGUCUGGCGCGGGGGCAGUUGGGCAGUGUAGUUCUUUCGGCGCACACGUACUUAAGAGCGGGAGGGAGGGAGAAUUUGGUGGACUACGAGUCCCAGAGAGCAGCGGCAGCGCGGACCUCCUGGACUGUUUGAAGUGCGGUAUCUGCUAGGGCUCACUGCAGAGGGGACACAGUCGGAGGAGCGGAGAGAGUCCCGGGGCGAUGGCGGCCAAGGGGGUCGAGGUGGCACGGAUCGCCAAAAAGCUGGAUAAGAUGGUGGCCAAGAAAAGCAUGGGUGGGGCUCUGGAUCUGCUCCGGGAGCUGAAGAACAUUCCUAUAACCCUGGAGCUCCUGCAGUCCACCCACGUGGGAAUGUCCGUGAAUGCACUAAGGAAGCAGACUAAUGACAAUGAGAUCAUCACGCUAUCGAAAUCUCUUAUCAAGUCAUGGAAAAAAUUGCUGGACGGCUCAGAACAGCCAGGAAAAGAGAAGCCUCAGAUAAUACCCAGCUGUUACAAGGAGAAGGGCUCUUCCAAGAAAAUUGAGGUGCCAAAGACCCCAGUCUCUGCAAAGAUGACACGUUUCCCCCCUCUGCCAGUCACUUCAGAUUCUGUUCGCACCAAGUGCCGAAAGAUGCUGAAUGCAGCGUUACAGACAGAUGGAGAUCCUGUGGCUAUUGGGGCAGAUUGUGAGCUUCUGGCAGCACAGAUUGAGGAGGUGGUGUUUCGGGAGAUGCAGAACACAGAUAUGAAAUACAAGAACAGGAUCCGGAGUCGCAUUUCAAACCUUAAGGAUUCCAAGAACCCAGAGCUUAGGAAGAAUGUGCUCUGUGGCAUCAUUACCACCGAGCAAAUUGCUAUCAUGUCCUGUGAGGAAAUGGCCAGCAAUGAGCUGAAGGAGAUGAGGAAAGCGAUGACCAAGGCCUCCAUUCAGGCGCAUCAGAUCGCAAAGACCGGAGGAACUCCAACAGACCUGUUCUCCUGCGGGAAAUGCAAGAAAAAGAAUUGCACAUACACACAGGUACAGACCCGCAGUGCUGAUGAACCAAUGACCACAUUUGUCGUGUGCAACGAGUGUGGGAACCGCUGGAAGUUCUGUUAAUCGUUUCCAGGCUGGUCAGUGAAAAUCCUCCUCCCUAAACUCGCAGGAAGGUACAUAAUUUCCCCCCACAACCGCCAUCAUGCAGCAAAGACUUUGCUUCAGCAUUUGUUCAAAAAUAUGUAAAAUAUUUGUGUUAAAUAAAAUUUUUUUGC
Molecule: messenger RNA, 2036 nt
Organism: Xenopus laevis (African clawed frog)
Lineage: Eukaryota; Metazoa; Chordata; Amphibia; Anura; Pipidae
Product: transcription elongation factor A protein 2-like
Exons: 10
Coding region: 1006-1884 (292 amino acids)
Source: RefSeq, a predicted model, not a curated record